UGUCGCAGAAGUAGACGGAGGUAGUUUUCCCUCCGCGGUGCGGGUUAAAAGCUCCCUACUUUGUAUUUAACAGUUCGCUUCCCAAGGAGACAGAGAAAUUGAUACAUAUAUAUUUAAAUAGUUGAACUUCUUAAGUCGAAGACGGGGAAGAUAGUGAGUUAAGUGCGAGCAGUUUAGCAACUUAGCUGGUCUUUCUGCAGCGGUGGUCGGUGCAGCCAGCGAUGCCUCAGGAGGGGGAUCCGUCUCUCCCUCUGGUCCGCUCCCUCAACAGUCGGGUUCCCAUCAAUGCUGUUUUCUGUAACCGAAGUCCACGCGUUGCACGACCUCUGUGGAUAGAUUAUCGUGGGGUUCCUCGACCCUAUGAUGAUUUACAGCCAGGAACCGGACGGAGAAUAACCACCUUCGUAGGUCACCCAUGGAUGUUCAGAGAUGCAGAGACUGAUGAGCCUCUGAGGGUGAACUGCAAAGAGCUGUUUCUUCCCAAACCAGUAGAGGGUGGAUCAGUAUUUGUUAAUAUCACUCUCCCUGUUGACACUCUCAAGGAUUGUGCCCUCCGUGUUAUACGUCGCCAUGUACGACCGGAAGACUACAGGAAGUUGGAAAUAGCACGUUGUCUCCACGAGGAGCUUGAGGAUCAACCCAGCUCAUUGAAAGAUCUCCACCGCAUGAACCACCGAGUAGAGCAGCAUCUGCUGGAGAGGAUCCAGAGCCAGGAGGAAUGAGACUGGAUGAUUAUUUAUACACACAUGGACUGCAAUGCUGUAUUGCACACUCAGAGACAGUAAAGACAUUGAAAAGAUGUGUAAAUAAGAUGUUUGAGUUGGUUCUUGGAGAAGUCAGGACUGUUCCUUCGAAGCAAAGAAGACUCGCUUUUAUUUUAUUAUAUUCACUUGGUGGCUUUAUCAAAUGACUUCCUUGGUUAUAAAGAGAAAAAUAGUCACUAUAAUGUUUCAAUAAGAGUUUUUAUAUGAUAUACAAUGUAACACCAGAGAGAUGGAAAAAAUCUUAUGUUUCUUUCUUAAAUCUUCACUUCUGAGUAUAUUUGUUAUUCUGCUAUAUACACUUUAAGCAUUCACGUAAAAAAAUAGUUUGAGAUAUAUUCUGUUGUAGGGAAACUAUCUUUAAUUUACCUGAAGAUAUACUGUGUCAACUUUAAUAUUUCCCAAAGUUUUAUAUUGCAUGGGAUUUCCAGCUGAGAAAAUAAAAAGAAUAGCAGAGAUUUAACGAUUAGACUGUUAAAUGUGACUGAGGGGUUCGGCGCUGUGCCUCAUCUGCUGUUUUUGCCCCCCACAUAAAUUUUCCCCUCCCUCGCCCAUCUGUCACCCAGUUACUACUUUGCACAUCGGUGUUGUAUUUCAAUGUUUCCAUUGUUUUAUUUGUGAUGAUUAAUAAAUU
Cololabis saira (Pacific saury) is the source of this 1395-nucleotide messenger RNA. It is a transcript of the gene vhl, whose product is annotated as von Hippel-Lindau tumor suppressor. The transcript has 3 exons. Bases 222 to 722 code for a protein of 166 amino acids. The record is from RefSeq and is a predicted model, not a curated record. Lineage: Eukaryota; Metazoa; Chordata; Actinopteri; Beloniformes; Belonidae.